GAAAAUGGGUCGCAGUGUCGCGCUUAUAGCUGUAGUUCCCUUUCCUGCCCCCCAUUUCAUUCUGUGUUACUUCCAAGGAUUCCGGUCCCAACAAAGACUUGCGAGUUCCAAUGACGUCUUCCCAUUAGUUUCAUGGAAAUGAAAACGCCCACGUAAGCUUAAUUUUUGAUUCAACCAUCAAAUUUAUGUCGGGCAAAGGCAAUUGAAGACAGACGUAGAUGAUUCUGUGCCUAAGGCAAAAUACACCUAUUAACAUUAGAACUCCCCGGAGAAAUACAGAAUAGAAGAAUGAGUCUGUGGAAGGACCUGGGCAGGGUCUUCAACGGCCUCUCUUUGAUAGCCAAGGAAUUCGUUAAACGCUCCCCCCCUUUCGAGUCUGCCAGAACCGGAGAUUUUGAAACCCUAGUCAAGAAAGCUCUGGUUUCAGCCACCGACCUUUCCGGCCUCACCAAGGGAAAGGUUCGCCAACUCUCAAACCCUGGCUCCUCUAACUCCGAACACGCUAGUGAUUCCGUUGUUUAUUUCACAGACCUUUCUGAUGCGUCGACCGCAAACAGUGAUAGUGCUGGCAAUUUCCGUGCCCAAGAUGAAGUGGUUGCUGCUGACAAUGGAACUAGCUCCCAAGUGAAGAGUUCUCGGGAAGCUUCUGAUGCCUCCGUCGAUGGAGAUGUUUGUUUGACAUCUAAAAUCUUUGAUGAGGGUAGACAUUGUUCGCCGGGGAAGGAAAGUGAGGUCCAAAGCUUGGGUGAAACAGCCAAUGCCGAUGAAGUUGCAAGAGGGGAAGUGGUAAUUGCGCCGCCUCUGAGAAGACGGACGCCGAGGGAGAGAAAAGUUCCUUCAACUUCAUUUUCCAGGGCGCUUGGGUUUGCUGGACUUGGAGCUGGUCUCGCAUGGGGAACACUUCAGGAAUCUGCCAAGAGGCUGGUCUUUGGUAAACCUAGUUCACAGGACAAUCAAUCUGUACUGUCCCCAUUUUUGUCUGAAAAGAAUGCAGAGAGAUUGGCUCUGGCAUUGUGCAGAAUGCGUGGAGCAGCACUCAAAAUUGGACAGAUGUUGAGCAUACAGGAUGAAUCUCUUGUUCCUGCUCCGAUCCUGACUGCAUUAGAAAUUGUCCGUCAAGGUGCUGAUGUUAUGCCAAAGAGCCAGCUCAAUCAAGUUUUAAAUGCUGAGUUAGGUCCAGACUGGACCUCAAAAUUGAUUAGUUUUGAUUAUGAACCAAUGGCUGCUGCAAGUAUUGGCCAGGUGCAUCGGGCUGUCACAAAGGAUGGCAUGCAUGUUGCAAUGAAAAUUCAGUACCCUGGUGUUGCAGAUAGCAUUGAGAGUGACAUUGAGAAUGUGAAACUUCUUUUAGAUUAUACAAAUCUAAUUCCUGAAGGACUUUAUCUUGACAGAGCUAUAAAGGUGGCUAAAGAAGAAUUGUCUCGUGAAUGUGAUUAUGAGUUGGAGGCAGCAAAUCAGAGGCGAUUCCGAGAUAUGCUUGCGGGCAGAGAAGGAUUUUAUGUUCCAUUGGUUGUAGAUGAUAUUUCAAGGAAAAGAGUUUUAACUACAGAACUUGUUUCUGGAAUUACCAUUGACAAAGUGGCAUCACUGGAUCAGGAAACUCGUAAUUAUAUUGGAAAAAAGUUGCUGGAACUCACUUUGUUGGAGUUAUUUGUUUUUCAAUUUAUGCAGACUGAUCCUAAUUGGGGUAAUUUCUUGUAUGAUGAAGCUGCCAAGUGGAUCAAUCUCAUUGAUUUUGGAGCAUCACGGGAAUACCCUAAAAGAUUUGUAGACAAUUAUUUAAAAAUGGUUCUAGCAUGUGCUAAUCGUGACAGUGAUGGAGUCAUUGAGAUGUCAAAGAGACUUGGGUUCCUCACUGGAAUGGAAUCAGAGGUGAUGCUGGAUGCCCACGUUCAAGCUGGGUUUGUGGUUGGAACGCCAUUUGCUGAACUUGGUGGGUACGACUUCCGCACAAACAAUAUCACCUACAGCCUUUCACACCUUGGGGGGACAAUGCUGAAGCACAGGCUCACGCCACCUCCUGAUGAAGCCUAUAGUCUGCACAGAAAGCUUUCGGGUGCGUUUUUAGCUUGCAUUAAGAUUGGAGCUGUUGUCCCUUGUCGGGAACUAUUAUUGGAAAUGUACGAGCAUCAUCAAUUCGGUGAUGAAGACAGUGGAAUAUCUUCAGGUGUCUCGAUGUUUUCGUAGUCAUUAUUCUUUCUCCAUUUGAUUUUUCUGAUCGGUAAUAAUGGGGAUGUUAAUUUGCAUCCAGGCUCCUCUUGAGAAUGUCAUUUUUUAUAUUAGUGUGAAAAAAAAAAGGUCCCCCUUGUGGCAUAGCCAAUGCUGGUGGUUUUUCCCUGGUGUAUUAUAGAUCUUUGCAAUGAAAUGCUCGUUCGCGUA
This is a messenger RNA of Prosopis cineraria, 2379 nucleotides long. RefSeq names its product protein ABC transporter 1, mitochondrial. Lineage: Eukaryota; Viridiplantae; Streptophyta; Magnoliopsida; Fabales; Fabaceae. The record is from RefSeq and is a predicted model, not a curated record. The transcript is spliced from 8 exons. Gene Ontology annotation, molecular function: kinase activity. Bases 289 to 2187 code for a protein of 632 amino acids. Gene Ontology annotation, biological process: ubiquinone biosynthetic process.